This is a messenger RNA of Bactrocera oleae (olive fruit fly), 13733 nucleotides long. The record is from RefSeq and is a predicted model, not a curated record. Lineage: Eukaryota; Metazoa; Arthropoda; Insecta; Diptera; Tephritidae.
GGCUGUUACAGUCAAACGCGAUGACGGAAAAAUAUUGAAAAAUAUUUUAUUUGCCUCUUCGCAAAGACAAAUAUUAUAUCAAAUAUAUUUACAGCUGCAAAAAUCUGCAGCACGGUAACGGCAAACGCGUUAACGACAAAUCUGUGAAAAAUUUUACGACACAAAAAAAAACAUAUUUUUAUAAGCCGAAAAGGAACGGCACAUCGUCAUUGUAUAAUUGUGUGCAAUUGCACGUAGCAGAAGCGAAGGAGGAGCAGAGGCGCAUUUCGGCGAAGUUUAUUGUAGGCCGAGAGCAUGAAGAAGUCUGUACAGCCGGAGGCUAGGCCCUACUGUGUGCAGCCGCGGAGGCCAAAGCGCAUUACAAACUUGAAAAGUUGUGAGACGCGCAAACGACGCAACGAUCCGUCGACACCGGCGCGUCGUAACAUCGUCGACUGUCCGUUCUACACGUUCAAGUACAAGUUCGACGAGCUGCCACUUGAUCCAGCAAAGGCGUACAUCGAGGAAAAGAUUGCUCACAUGCAGGUCGACCAAAUUGUGGGCCGCUGCAAUAAGGAAUUGGACUUUCACAUCUAUCAAAUGGACCAUGUCAAAUGGGAGUAUGAAGAAUGCGAUGAUGACAGUCUUCAGGAACUGAAAUUGGAGGAUAUUGUAAUGCCGCAAAAAUUCGAAAUGUUAAAGGACAAAAAGGAUCAUAAAUAUGCAUUCAAUAGUCGAGCCUGUGACCAAUUUCCAUGGAUUACGAAGUGCUGGGAAAAUAUGGAACCCAGCGAAGAGAUGGUUUAUCGCGUUACCGGCGAGCUUCUGCAAAUCUAUUGCGCGCGCCGCGUACGCAUCUUCUAUCCAGAUAUGCGCACCAAGAGCCAACUGUACACGAAUGAAUUGCGCAAAAUGCACGGCAGUCCCUCGGAUGUUAUAGGCGGCUUACACACACAAACGGCACGCGAUCUACGCGUGGAGGCACUACGACGGCCACGCAGAGCGCUCAAAUUCACACCUGGCGAUCAUUACGCGCUGCGUACGCCUGAAGAAUGCCGGAACGAACUAAUACGCAUGGGUAAAGUUAUAGACAAAUUAAUAGAGCCAACAUUGCGACGUGCCAGAGAGAACUUAAAACGCCAGGCCGAGGGUGUUGGUGCGACAACAGCACAAACAGCAACAGCAACAACAACAACAAAAAGCAAGUCGGUAACGGCAUCAAAGAAAAUGUCCAGCGCAAUGGAGCGAGGAGCCGGCGAUGCAUGCACGGAAAAGAAGACGAAGCGUUUAGUGAAAAAGCAAAAGAAAAAUCCCUGCAACCGCCACGAUGUCAUGCUGCGACCCUCAGACUUCCCCACCUUCGAGGACUACAUGAAGUGCAUGAAACGCUACGAGCGCGAAAGAUUCAAGUACAUUGAAGGCCUGCAACCGGUCGAUCCAGAGGUACAAAAGGCGAUCAUACUGGCGCGUUAUGAGAUCAAAUUAAAGGAGGCCGAGCAAAAGUUUACACUGAAAAUAGAGAAGCGCUACAAGUAUCUAAUGAGAAGUAUCAGCGCUUUGAGUCUGGAAACAUUUCCCUCGCACUUGAUUAAGAAAGUUUGGACAAAAAUCGAUCCGCGCAUAACAUUUUUACAGGAAAUUCAUAAGUAUAUAUUACGAGAAGAGAAACUUUGGCCAGAAAUUUAUCCGGAGGUCAUACUGCUGGAUUAUCUCUUCAAUGGCGGGCGGCAAAUUAAUGCCACUGUCGCCGUCUUAAUUAUAUCGUGCAUUAUAGAUCUGCAAGAGGAUUUUCGGUAUUACGUGAAACGUAACUUUCUGCGCUAUCUACUCAAAUCGCCUUUGGAACGCAAACGACUGCAGUUGGAAAUGGAGCCACCGGAUUUUCCACAGCUAAUCAUACGUGGUCCAGUGCCAUAUAAAGUGAAUGUACAGUUAGCACGUAAUCGUCUAGACCAACUUUUAAUGGUAACACAUCCCAUUAUAAGGGCACUCAAUCAGCUGUGGCAUCAGUUAUACAACGAUUUGGUAGUCAUUGAUGUUUCGAAGAUCUUUUUGCGCGAUCAACCCAUGACAGCCGAUGAAAUUAUAAGUUUUGUCGACGAGAGUUGUGAGGUUAUACGUGAUUUGCUGUUGAAUGACUGGCUGCCACGUUGUGCCGAUUUGGUGGAUGUUAUGCGUCGUACCUGGAAGGACUUGGUACCAAUGAAUCAGCGAUAUGGUGGACGCGCUGCCGUUCUAUUUAAUUGUGUCCAUGCUCUCAUGUCGCAUCACUUGGAGGGCCUUAUAACGCGUAGUAUUUCUGUGCUCUACACCAACUUAACGAGAUAUGAAGAGGGCAACGACAUCGAACGCUAUCAAAUGUACGAUAAGAAACUAAGACGUCGUCCACUGAUGACGCUGAUUUUCUCCGUAGUCGGUGCGCAUUUUGAUAAUCGCACCGAUGAUCGUGAUGACACAACACCGAUCUAUAAAUACGAUGAGGAGGACGACGCCAGUCCAUUUUACAGACGUCCAAGUAUUACAUUCGAAAUGGUUAGUAAUUAUUUGCUACGUAAUUUGCAUAAAUAUUGUUUUGUUAUUGCUUUUGUUUCUCAGAUUCAACCAGAACUUGACCCAACUUGCGAAUUCGUAAUGAAAAAUGAAGGAAAAUUUUUUGGCUUUCCAUACAUAAGUGAGCUGCCCGAAUUAUUUACUCACAUAUUUAAGAAAAUAUUACGUGUUGGCUAUCAAAUACCACGUUUGGAAUACUUUAUGUCGAGAGAUGAAAGUACCCUCGGUUAUUUGCAUGUGGUAAAUGAGUCGCAUUGUGAUAUGAAGCGUUUGUAUAAAAAUGUGCAGAGAAUUGUCGAGAACAACUGGAGUGGUCUGCGCGUUUAUUUGUAUCCGAUUUUCAAAUACUAUUCUGCACUAUUCACGAAUAAAAUGUUGCCGAUUGUCGAGAAGUUGUUUACACAAAAUAUCGUUCCUGAAUUGGUGCUAGUUGAAGACUUAAUGAAACGUUUGAUGGGCAUCAUACACAGCACAUACAUAUUGCGCGACUUCAUACCGCUAAAUCUAUUCAUGGUGGACAAUCGGCAUGUGAAGAAUGCCAUCGUAAUGCUGGUGCAGCAAGUUUACGAUUUCAUAAUAGACUAUUACAAGGCAGUUAAUAUAAAUGAGAAUCGAGCUAUUUGCGAUGCUCUGGAGGAAAUGUCAAUGAAGGCUGGCGAGCGCCCCGAAGAGACACCAGAAGUGGUCGCCUUGCAAAACUACUUAAGCGAGUGUCGUGAUGAGAAAAUAUUUGCAAUAAAAGAUGAAAUCAAAAUAGUGUCGCGUCGUGUGAUUUUCCUUCUAACACAUACAAUAUUGGAUAGUGAUCACAUCCAUCUCAAUUCGCGCACCUUCACUUUGCCCGGCGAACUGGAGGAAGUAUUGGAUUUGAGCGCGGCACGUUUGAAUGUGGUGCGCGAGAACUUGGAGAUGGCGUUGCGUGAGCGCCGCAAAAAGUUCGAAGAGUUCAUUCUGUAUGAGAAACGUCGCAUGGAUGGUUUUCGUGUGAAGGAAACGCGCGAAGUUAUGUCACUCGAAGAGCUCAAGGAACGUGUCGAUACCAUUGACGAACUCUACGAAAUAAUUGAGAGCAUGAGUCGUGAAGCCAGAGCCAUAAAUGUGGAAGAGCAGCUAUUACAAAUAGAUAUAUCGCCGUUCCCGGUGCUUGCCGAAAUCAUUGAAAAAAUGGAACCAAUCGAAAAGUUAUGGAAGACAGCUUACGAAUUCGAAAAGGAUUAUCAAAUUUGGAUGUAUGGAGAAUUCCAAUGCCUCGAUGCGGAUGCCAUACGAGAGGAGGUUGAGAAUAUGCAUCGCAUCGUCUACAAACUGUCCCGUCAGUUGGCCAACAAUCCGACCGCUCGUCGUGCCGCCGAACAGAUGCGUAUUAAGGUGGAAAAGUUCCGUGCAUAUCUACCGGUACUCGAUGCCAUCUGUCGGCAAGGUCUAACAGAACGUCAUUGGAAACAAAUAUCGGAACAUUUGGGCGCCGAGUGCAAUCCGCAACUAUAUCCCACACUCAAAGAUAUGAUCGAUGCGAAUAUAAUGAGCAUAUUGCAACAAUUGGAGGAGAUAUCUAAUGCGGCUGGCAAAGAAUUCGAAUUGAAUUCAGCGCUUGAUGCCAUGCAAGCAGAUUGGAAAGAAGUCGCUUUUGAAGUACUACAAUAUCGAGACUCAGAUACGCAUAUACUAUCCGCGCUAGACGAUAUACAAACACUACUGGACGAUCAUAUUAUGCGUACGCAGGCGAUGAAACGUUCACCAUUUAUUGUCGCCUUGGGCUCUAAGGCGGAUGACUGGGAGGCUAAACUUCUGCUGAUACAAAAUAUUAUCGAUGCUUGGACGCAAGUCCAGGUUACCUGGAUGUAUUUAGAGCCAAUCUUUAGCUCUGAGGACAUUAUGCGACAAAUGCCGGUAGAGGGACGCAAUUUCAAAUCGGUCGAUAAAACUUGGCGUAAAAUCAUGAAACAUACCUGCCAAAACUUGAAUGUACUCGUAACCACUGAGUAUCCGAAUAUGCUGGAGACGUUCUUGAAGGCCGUCGCAGAUCUUGAAACAGUACAAAAAGGACUGAAUACAUAUCUCGAGCAAAAGCGUUUGUUCUUUGCGCGUUUCUUCUUCUUGUCUAAUGAUGAAUUAUUGGAGAUUCUUUCUGAAACCAAAGACCCGCUACGUGUGCAGCCGCAUUUACGAAAGUGUUUCGAAGGUAUUGCGCGCCUCACCUUCGAUGACUCCAUGGAGAUAACGGAAAUGAUAUCGGAUGAAGAUGAGCAAGUGUUAUUGGUGCGUAAGAUCAAUCCAGCAUUGGCGAAUGGUUUAGUGGAAAUCUGGCUAAAAGAAGUUGAAAAUGUUAUGCUGGCAAGCGUGUUGGAGCAGAUGAAGUUAGCUUGGGAAGAUUACUUCCUAGUUGAUCGCAUAAUUUGGGUAACAUCAUGGCCAGGACAAGUAGUUCAGAGUAUUUCCUGUAUGGCUUGGACUUUCGAGGUUGAGGAAGCUUUCAGCCAAAACGCAGUUCCGGCAUAUUUAGAGAAAUGCAACUCGCAAAUCAGCGAGCUGGUACAGUUGGUGCGAACUGAACUGGCAACAGGUACACGACUCACUAUCGAAGCUUUGAUUGUGCUGGACGUGCAUGCACGUGACGUUGUCAAGUAUUUGAUAGAUGUGAAUGUGGAAAAUAUCACCGAAUUCGACUGGAUCUCUCAAUUGCGUUACUAUUGGCGUGAAACUGAUAAGGGUGAGGAGUGGGUCUGCGUUAGCAUGGUCGUUACAGAUGUUAAAUAUGGCAUGGAAUAUUUGGGCAACAAUCCACGUUUGGUCGUUACGCCGCUUACUGAUCGCUGCUACAGAACGUUGAUGGGCGCAUUAAAAUUGUGCUUAGGUGGCGCACCAGAAGGACCGGCAGGUACAGGCAAAACGGAGACGUGCAAAGACUUGGCGAAGGCUGUGGCGAAAAAAUGUGUAGUAUUUAACUGCUCGGAUGGCUUGGAUUACAAAGCAUUGGGCAAAUUUUUCAAGGGCUUAGCACAAUCUGGCGCCUGGGCCUGUUUCGAUGAGUUCAAUCGUAUCGAAUUGGAGGUGCUAUCGGUGGUGGCGCAGCAAAUUCUAACCAUCCAGCGCGCUAUUGGCCGCAAGGUGGUGAAAUUCUUUUUUGAAGACACUCUGCUACGCUUGGAUCCCACAUGUUCCAUAUUCAUAACAAUGAAUCCCGGCUAUGCUGGCCGCACAGAAUUGCCAGACAAUUUGAAAGUGCUCUUCCGCACGGUGGCCAUGAUGGUACCUGACUAUGCCAUGAUUGGCGAAAUCACUCUCUAUUCGAACGGUUUCGACCAGGCGCGAAUGCUGGCACAAAAAAUUGUACACACAUAUAAAUUGUGUUCCGAACAGUUAUCAUCGCAAUCACACUACGAUUACGGUAUGCGCGCUGUUAAGUCCGUACUGCUGGCUUCAGCUUCACUUCGCCGUCUAUAUACCACAUUGCCCGAAGCGCAAAUUGUGUUGCGCGCCAUUGUUGACGUGAACUUGCCGAAAUUCUUGGAACAAGAUGUUUCGCUCUUCGUUGGAAUUUACAUGGAUUUAUUCCCUGGUACCGAACUGCCUGAGCCCAAGCGCGAUGAUAUCCUCAAAUGGCUGCAUAUUAAUCUGAAGGAACAAAAUUUACAACCAACUCCAUGGUUUAUCGAAAAAAUCUUGCAAAUUUACGAAAUGCUGCUCGUGCGGCAUGGCUUGAUGAUCGUCGGUGGACCGAUGGGUGGGAAGACAACGGCUUAUCAGAUGCUUGCUGUAGCAUUGCGCUGUGUUAGUCUUGAUCCAGAUGCUACGUUGAAGGAAUUUCCCGUCAACUAUCGUAUAAUAAAUCCGAAAGCCAUUACCAUGGGGCAGUUGUAUGGUCGCUUCGAUCCGGUUUCCCACGAAUGGUAUGAUGGUGUGUUGGCGAAAACUUAUCGUGAAAUGGCCACCGCGCCGACCACUGAACGCCACUGGGUGUUCUUCGAUGGACCCGUCGAUGCCGUGUGGAUUGAAAAUUUAAAUACCGUCUUAGAUGAUAAUAAAAAGCUUUGUCUUAUGUCUGGUGAAAUUAUACAAAUGACCAAAACAAUGAAUAUGAUGUUCGAACCAGCCGAUUUGGAGCAGGCCUCACCGGCUACUGUCUCACGCUGCGGCAUGAUCUAUAUGGAACCAUCACAACUGGGUUGGCGUACAUUUCAUAAGAGUUUCUUGAAUGUUUUAAUUGAAACCGUGGGUCUAAAUGAGAUCUAUAUGACACUGUUCGAUGAUAUGGUUGACUGGUUAAUUCCAGCCGCGUUGGCUAUACUAAAAGAAUGCAAACAAAUGGUUGAACCGUCACCCAUGUAUCAGUAUAAGAUGUUCUCACGUUUCUUCUUUCAUUUUUUGGACAAACACAAAACAUUUAAUCAAGUUUGGUUUCAGCAAAUGUUUCUCUUUUGCUUCGCCUGGGCUUAUGGAUCUGCAUUAACAGUUAAUGGCCAGAAGCAUUUCGAUACACUUAUCCGCAAGAUACUCUACGGUGCCAAUGAGGAAUAUCCGCGCCCCAAAUAUUUCUCACUCAAUCGAGGUCAAAUGUUUCCUGAGAAACUUUCGCUCAUGGACUAUCGUUUCGAUGAAGUGGAGAACUGGUGGACCUGGCAGAAGUCCACCGACGACCCCACCGCCACCGCCAAUAUAUUUCCCGAACGUGCGAUUAUCAGUGAGCUCAUCGUGCCGACAAAGGAAUCCGGUCAAAUUACUUAUUGGCAAGAGUUUUGUAUCAACAAAUCCUAUCCGAUGCUGGUUAUUGGACCCACCGGCACCGGCAAGAGCGCUGUCAUCACAAGCAAUCUGAAUGCACUGCCUAAGCAUACAAAUCUCGUCAACAUUGUAAACUUUUCGGCACGCACAAGUGCACAGCUGGUACAAGAGACCAUCAUGUCGAAACUGGAUCGGCGACGAAAAGGCGUCUACGGUCCACCGUUGGGCAAAAGGUGUUUAAUAUUUUGCGAUGAUGUCGCCAUGCCAUCAAAGGACACCUACGGCUCACAGCCGCCACUCGAAUUGAUACGGCAAUGGUUGGAUCACGGCUACUGGUCUGAUUUGGUGGAUACAACAAAAAUUGAAUUGGUCGAUAUGAGUUUCGUCGGCGCGAUGGGGAUGCCGGGUGGCAGCAACUUCAUCUUUCCGCGGUUCUAUCGUCAUACAUUUAUCGUUAGUGUGGACUCGUUCGAGGACUCGACCAUCAUUAAAAUAUUUACAGCGAUUGGCGAUUGGCAUUUCGCCAAGGAUUAUCCGGAAAAGGUGGCGCUGCUUUCGCGGGGUCUUGCCGAAGCAAUGGUCAACGUUUACCGUCAAGCAUUGAGAGUUUUCCUGCCAACACCCGCUAAAUCUCAUUAUACAUUCUCGCUACGUGACAUCACUCGCGUCUUUCAGGGCAUUGUCCUCGUUCCGGCAAAAAGGCUGCAGGAAGUUGAGAAGCUUGGACGUUUGUGGGCUCAUGAAACGUAUCGUGUGUUUUACGAUCGACUGAUUGAGAAGUUUGAUCGUGACGCACUGCUGGACAUGGUGAGCAAUGCAUGCAAAACGAAUAUCCGCUUCCCCCUCGAGCAGGCGUUCGCCGACCGCAUGUCCGAUCCCAGCGCCAAAGUGAGUGAUGAUGACUUGCGAAAUUUAUUCUACGGUAAUUAUUUGGAACCAGAUGCGGAUCCGAAAAUUUACGACGAGGUCGAAAGUUAUGAUAAAUUGGAAAAACUGAUGCACUAUUAUCUGCGCGAUUACAAUACAUUCUCGCACACACCGAUGGACUUGGUGUUGUUUCGCUUCGCCAUUGAGCAUAUAUCGAGAGUUUCGCGUGUGUUGCAAAUGCCGCGCGGCAAUAUCCUCAUGGUCGGCAUGGGCGGCUCGGGACGUCGCAGCUCGUGCAGAUUGGCUGCCAGCAUUGCCGAUUGCCGCCUGAUGACGAUUCAAGUGACAAAGACAUAUUCGCAAACCGACUGGCGUGAUGAUCUGAAAAAGAUACUGAUGACAGCCAGUUUCAAUUUGAAUCACACGGUCUUUCUUUUUACCGAUGCACAGGCCAUCGAUGAGGGUUUCAUUGAAGACAUUAAUGGUAUACUUAAUACUGGUGAUUUGCCCAAUCUCUAUCAGUUGGAAGACAAAGCAGCGAUUAUGGAGAAUAUGACGAGUGUAGCAAAACAAAUGGCGAGACAAAUUGAAAAUUCCCCUUCGGAGAUGUAUGCAUACUUUAUCGAGAGGAUACGUGAGCAAUUGCAUAUAGCUUUGGCAUUUUCACCGAUUGGCGAUUCCUUCAAGGAGCGUUUAAGAAUGUAUCCAUCACUGAUAAACUGCUGCACGAUUGAUUGGUUCAUGCCGUGGCCCGUUGACGCCUUGGAGCGUGUUGCUGAAUAUUUUAUCAGUUCAAUGAAAUUGGGUCAGGCACAGGAGCAGGCUGAGGCCGGUGCCGCUGAGCAAGCAUCGGUCGAUACCGCAGAAUCGGAUGACAAGAAAAGCGACAAUGUUGAGGAAAUUGUGCUCAGUGAAUUGGAAUUGGAGCUGGUACAAAUUGUCAUGUAUUUCAAUAAUUCCGUCUUCGAAGCGAGCGAACGUUGCUAUCUGGAGUUGGGGCGCCGCAAUUAUGUGACACCCUCAUCUUAUUUGGAGAUGCUUAAGUCUUUUAAAAGUUUCUACGUACGGAAAUUGGAGGAAAUUACAAAAUUGCGCGAUCGCUACACCACCGGUCUGGAGAAAUUGGACUUUGCUGCCGGUCAGGUGGGAGAAAUGCAGGCGAACCUCUACGAUCUGCAGCCCAAGCUGAAGGUGCUCUCCGAGGAGACUGAACGCAUAAUGGUGAAUAUUGAACGCGAAACAGCGGAGGCUGAGAAAAAGAAGGAAGUGGUUGGUGCUGAUGAAGCGGCAGCCAAUGAGGCCGCAGCCGCCGCGCAAGCGAUCAAAGAUGAUUGUGAAAGUGAUCUAGCGGAAGCGAUACCUGCACUAGAAGCAGCAUUGGAGGCAUUGAACACACUCAAGCCGGCUGAUAUAUUCAUUGUGAAAUCGAUGAAGAAUCCACCGUACGCCGUGAAGUUAACACUGGAGGCUGUAUGUGUGUUGCGUGGCUUCAAACCGGAUCGUAAGCCAGAUCCCAGCGGGCGCAUGGUGGAGGACUUUUGGGGGCCAUCAAUGCGUAUGAUAGGCGAUAUGAAGUUUCUAGAAUCGCUGAAAACAUUCGACAAAGACAAUAUACCGGCGACUAAUAUCAAAAAGAUUAGAGAGAAAUAUAUACCUGAUCGCGACUUUGUGCCGGAAAAGAUUAAAAGUGCUUCUACUGCCUGCGAGGGUCUUUGCAAAUGGGUGCGCGCUAUGGAUGUGUAUGAUCGUGUAGCGAAGAUCGUGCAACCCAAACAACAAGCACUUGCCGAAGCAGAGGCCGAUUUGGCCUCGCAAAUGGAGAAAUUGAAUGCGAAACGUGCCGAGCUGCAAGUAAUUUUGGACAAAUUGCAGAAAUUGAAUGACUUCUUUGCCGAAAAAUCACGUGAGAAGAAGCGUCUAGAAGAUGAGAUUGAUAACUGCGAGAAGAAACUGAAUCGCGCGGAGAAACUACUUGGUGGACUGGGCGGUGAGAAGACGCGUUGGUCGGAGGCAGCGCAUAACUUACAUAAAUCGAUUAGCAAUAUUGUCGGCGAUGUUUUGCUAGCUGGUGGCGCAGUAGCUUAUUUGGGUUUCUUUCCAACCGAGUAUCGCGCGCAAAUUUUGGAGGACUGGAAUGCGUUGUGUGUGCGCCAAAAAAUUCCUUGUUCGGAGAAGUUCUCACUGGCCAGCACACUGGGAAAUCCCAUGCAGAUACGCGCCUGGUCAUUAGCCGGUCUGCCGGCUGAUAACUUUUCUGUAGAGAAUGGCAUUAUUGUGGCCAACUCGAAUCGAUAUCCGCUAAUGAUAGAUCCACAAGUCCAAGCUAACAAAUGGAUUAAGAAUAUGGAAAAGGAUAAUUAUCUGCGCGUAAUCAAGCAAAGUGAUCCUAAUUAUAUGCAAAUACUUGAGCUUUCUGUAACAUAUGGCAAUCCUGUGUUAAUUGAAAAUGUCGGUGAAAGCUUAGAUUCCAAUUUGACGCCAAUACUGGAGAAAAACGUAAUUAAGCACAAAGGUGGUCUAUUUAUUAAAAGCGGUGAAACGAUGCUGGAGUAUAAUCCCAACUUUCGUCUGUACAUAACAACAUGUUUGCGUAAUCCGCACUACUCACCGGAAAUAAUGGUUAUGGUAGCGGUUUUGAAUUUCAUGAUAACGGAACAAGGCUUGCGCGAACAGCUACUAGCUAACACCGUGGCACGUGAACGUCCCGAUUUGCAGGAGAAAAAAGAACAAUUGAUUGUCGAGUCAGCCAAGAAUCGUGACGCUUUAUACACAAUCGAAUCGAAGAUCCUAGAGGUACUAUCCUCCUCGGAGGGCAACGUGCUGGAGGAUGAGAAUGCCAUCAACAUACUGUCAUCGAGUAAAAUAUUAUCGGAGGAAAUACAGGAGAAGCAAGUAAUCGCUGUGGCAACUGAAACGGAAAUUGACGCCGCACGCCAACAAUACGUACCGGUGGCCAAACACUCCGCCAUACUAUUCUUCGGCAUCAGCGAAUUGGCAAACAUCGAUCCAAUGUAUCAGUACUCGUUGGCCUGGUUUCUCAAUCUCUUCGUAAACGCUAUAUUGAAGGCGCCGAAAUCGAAUGUGCUCGAAGAGCGUUUAGAGCAUUUGAAUUAUUACUUUACGAAAUCAAUUUAUCAAAAUGUUUGCCGAUCGCUUUUCGAGAAGGAUAAGCUUGUCAUAUCCUUGGUCAUGUGCUUGGGUAUAUUGGUAUCGCGGGGCAAAAUAAAUAAAUCGCAUUUGUUGUUCUUCUUGACUGGAGGCGUUGGCUUGCAAGCGGUGCCGCCUAAUCCGGACAAUAGUUGGCUACCGGAGAAGGCUUGGACACAAAUAUUUCGCGCGAGCGAUCUAGAAGGUCUCAAAGACUUCUACAAGCAAUUCACAAAGGAUAUUCAUCUAUGGAAGAAAUACUACGACUUAUCAUCGCCCGAGGAGUAUCCGCUACCAAAGCCAUACGAUACAGUGGAGGAAAUGCUAUGCUUAAUUAUAUUGAAAUCUUUGCGACCGGACAAAGUUGUGCCGGCGGUGAGGACAUUCAUUACGAACAACAUGGACCAAUCAUUUGUGGAGCCACCGCUCUUCGAUUUGAAUGCCUCAUUUGCUGACAGCUCACCAAGAAUACCAUUGGUCUUCCUGCUCUCGCCUGGCUCCGAUCCAAUGGCCAGUCUAUUCAUGUACGCCAAGCAGCGUAACAUGUAUGACAAAACAAAAACGAUUUCAUUGGGUCAAGGUCAAGGUCCACGUGCCGAGAAAAUGAUAUUGGAAGCAAAUCGCUAUGGCCACUGGGUUGUUUUGCAAAACUGUCACGUCGCCGUCAGUUGGAUGGGCGAAUUAGAGCGCAUUUGCAAUGACACCUCGUUGGCGGAUGCAGCACAUCCUGACUAUAGGCUGUGGUGUACCUCAUAUCCGAGCAAUGUGUUUCCCGUCUCGGUGCUACAGAAUUCGGUGAAGAUGACAAAUGAACCGCCAAAAGGUCUUAAGGCGAACAUGUUUAGGUCGUUCAAUUCGGAUCCGUUGGUACGCGAUAAAUUCUUUACGAAUGCCUUCUUGUAUUCGGAUAUGGCAAAUAAAUGCUGGCUACGCGGCGUCUUCGCCUUGGUCUUCUUUCAUGCUGUGGUGCAGGAGCGUCGUGAAUUCGGACCGCUUGGCUGGAAUAUACCGUACGAGUUCAGUGAGGCGGAUUUGAAAAUAUCGCUGAUGCAGCUGAAGAUGUUCAUCGCACAAAGCAAGAGUAUACCGUUUCGUGGACAUGUUUAUCUCACCGGCGAAUGCAACUAUGGUGGGCGUGUUACGGAUGACAAGGAUCGCCGCUUAAUCCUUUCACUGCUCAACAUGAUAUAUAAUCCAACCACAAUCGAAAUGGACAAUUAUCCCUUAUCACAAUCCGCCACCUAUCGCGUGCCCCUAAAUCCAACUCGUCUCAACGCGCUCGAAUACAUUUCCACAUUUGCACUUAGUCCUCAUCCGGAAGUCUUCGGUUUACACGAAAAUGCCGAUAUCAAUCGGAACAACAAGGAAACGAACAGUUUGAUUGGCGGUGUAUUACUUACACAAACAGAUUUAAUGGCUUCGGUUAAGGCAAGUGGCGCAGCGGGUGGCGCCAGCGUUGACCCGGCGUUUGCCAUAUGCAAAGAAAUUUUGUCACGCCUACCUCAGGCUUUUAAUAUUGCCGAGGUGGGACAGAAGUAUCCGGUGAUCUAUACAAAUUCCAUGAAUACGGUAUUGAGACAAGAGCUGAUAAGAUUCAAUCGCUUGUUGGAUUACAUACGCAAAAGUCUCAUCAACGUACAAAAAGCCAUACAAGGUCAAAUCGCCAUGAUACCCGAAUUGGAGCGCACACAUUUAUCAAUGGUGAUCGGUAAAUUGCCAGCGGACUGGCUAAGGAAAAGCUACCCAUCGCUCAAGCCACUUGGUAGCUACGUUACGGAUUUUCUAACGCGCUUGGAAUUCUUUCAACGUUGGAUUGAUGAGGGCGAACCGACAGUUUAUUGGCUGUCGGGUUUUUAUUUCACACAAUCCUUUAUCACUGGUGUACUACAAAAUUAUUCACGAAAGAAUACCUUACAAAUAGAUAUGGUUGAAAUCAAAUUCGAAGUGACCAAAUUCGAGACCGAAGUUGAAAAACUACCAAGUUUUGGUGCAUAUAUACGUGGUCUCUUCUUGGAAGGCGCACGCUACAAUCGUGAAACACAAGAGCUCGAUGAAUCCUACUCAAAAAUUCUAUUCGAUACAUUGCCGGUGAUAUACUUCCGUCCCACCUUGAAGCAGUCACAGGACGGUGGACAGGCGGCGAAGGAAGACACCACAGCGCGUACCAUCUACGAUUGUCCUGUUUAUAAGACGAGCGAGAGGCGUGGUGUGCUCUCAACGACUGGUCACUCCACCAAUUUUGUAAUGUACAUGCAAUUGAAUUGCAGUAAGACACCUAUGCACUGGAUCAAUCGUGGCACUGCCUCUCUCUGUCAAUUGGAUGACUAAGUUGCAUCUGAAUUGGUUCUGGAAUACUCGCAUAUUACAUAUUUUAUAUAAAUUUUUAUUUUACUUUUCAAUGAAUAUAAUUCUUUAUAUUCUCGCUGUUUUAAUCUCAUAUUUUCUAUAAAAUAAAUUUUGUUUUCGUA